This is a messenger RNA of Dermacentor silvarum, 2476 nucleotides long. RefSeq names its product short stature homeobox protein 2. Bases 1 to 1056 code for a protein of 351 amino acids. Gene Ontology annotation, cellular component: nucleus. The transcript has 5 exons. Gene Ontology annotation, biological process: regulation of transcription by RNA polymerase II. Gene Ontology annotation, molecular function: DNA-binding transcription factor activity, RNA polymerase II-specific; sequence-specific double-stranded DNA binding. The record is from RefSeq and is a predicted model, not a curated record. Lineage: Eukaryota; Metazoa; Arthropoda; Arachnida; Ixodida; Ixodidae.
AUGGUGAACGACGUCAAUAAGUCGGAUUGCUGCUCUCCGGAACCCGAUGGUCUGAGCAAGCUGGCAGCAUUGCCUGGGGGUCAGCCGCCGGUACCAGCAUCAUCGUCGCCUCCUCGCCGGCCGGAGCUGCCAUCGUCAGAAAGGAAGUCGGACGUGCACCACCCUCCUCCUCUUUCAAUCGGUUCCGGGCCGCCGAGACUCAAGGAGGAGUCGGCCUGCACCGCCGGCAGCAACGGAGGCAACGUGAGCAACGGGAGCAGCAGCGGCGGUGGAAGCGGCUGCGGGGGCAGCAGCAGCAGCAGUAAGGUCAAGCAGCGUCGAUCGCGCACAAACUUCACGCUGGAGCAGUUGAACGAGCUGGAGAGACUGUUCGACGAGACGCACUAUCCGGACGCAUUCAUGCGUGAAGAGCUGUCCCAGAGGCUAGGACUGUCCGAGGCCAGGGUUCAGGUGUGGUUUCAAAAUCGCAGAGCGAAGUGCAGGAAACACGAGAGCCAGAUGCAAAAGAGCCUCAUGAUGGCGACAAGCACACCAAUCGAGUCGUCACGCAUCGCACCCUACAUCAGCGUCAGCGCGACGUCCCCACCACCGCCACCGCCACAGGCGCCCAGGCUUUCGUCGGAGCGGCUGUUCCUGCCGCCGCACUCUGCCGCUGGCACCAUUGCCGUCAGCGGGGCGGCGGGUAGCAGAGGAGGUGGCGGAACGGCAGCCGCUGCCGCCGCGGCUGCGGCAGCCGCGGCCACGUUUCUUCCGUACGCCGCCGACCCUACAGGACUUCUGGCCGCCGCGCACCACUACUCGGCGGUGGCCGCUGCGGCGGCCGCUGCCGUCGCGUCCGGUCACGCGCCGCCGCCCGUGCCGCAGCCUCCUCACCCGCCUUCCUCGGCCGCGGCUGCCGCCGCUGCGGCGAGCCUACUGUUCUACCCGGCGCACGUCCCGUUUCCCGGCGGGCUGACCACGGCGCUGAUGGCUGCCGAGAGGCUAACCACCAAGAACUCGAGCAUCGCCGACCUGCGGCUGAAGGCUCAGAAACACGCGGCCGCUCUGGGCCUGUGACGCCGGCUGGCAUCGCCACCGCUGCAGCCGUUGGAUCCGCUCCGCUGCCGCCAUCGGAGGCGCAAACUGUGAAGGACGGUUACGUAACCCAGCCCUGCUGGAGCCGUUGUCGAUCGCGGCGACUUUGAGACGAAGACGCCCGGAACGUUACGAGCAGGACUCACCCAUGGCCUUGAGGACAGGACACGAAAAAAAAAAAUGUGCUGGACAGCUCGCAGUUUUGGCGAUGUGAGGUUACAUGGAACCUCACCUCGUUGACGGGAACAUCAUAGCACUGUGUGCGCCCGAUGUUAGUGGUACACGUGAAGGCACGCUUAACGUGGAAUAUCUUCCGGUUCCCACAGGAACUUGCUGUUCGGUGAAUGUUGCGCAACUUCGGACGGCCUGUGUUGGACCUCUUUCACUUGUCUGCUGAAAACUUCUGUGAUGCGCUAGGUCACUUGCUGCACCGCAGGAAAGCGGCAAGGACUACGAAAGGAGCGGUGUGCGCACUGCAUUUAUGCUAAAGGGGGCACACCCUAUAGUUCGUCAUGCAAUUUAGCUUCUCCGCAGUGUGAACGUGAGGCCAUUUGAGAUGACUGAUAUUAUAGCGUCCAAUGAUUCAGGAAACAUAGUUAGAAAAUCAAUGUUUGUUAUUGAUUAGGGCUUGUGCCCGCAAAAAUGCUAUUUCACACACACACAAAAAAAAACUGCUCAAUCUGACCGUUGACAGCAGAGCGUCAUAGUCUUUCGGAAGUUACUUGGCAAACUCUUGUUGGCGGCUGCUCUGUAAUCAAGUUGUGUUUCAGUAAGAUCAUUUCACUACUUGCUGUUUUACUUCAUCCAGUACACACAAGUAAAAAAAAUUAUUUGUUACAUCCUUAGUUAUACUUGCUAGAUGAGAACGUGUGGCAAGUGCAACAUGAGUUUGCACUGCAGGUAACAUAAUGGUAAUCAGUGGUUCUGAACACGUGAUAGCACAAAUCAGUGACGCUCGUGCCUGGCCAUUUCAAGGCCAUGGAGCCGUUUCCUGCACCAUUAACUUCGGUCCUUCCUCUCGUGCUUUGCACGACAUUACAUGUACGGUUCCGCGAGGCAUUAGAGGUUUAUCUACUGUCGUUACUCUGGGAAUAUAGAGCGCAUCCUUCACGGUUUUAACAUUCAGGUUUAAUGGAACCCUAAAGAGAAACACUACAACAGUUUAGACUGAUAAACUAUUCGCUGAAAACUCAAUUUUAGUUAAUUUAGUAGCAGUACGUUGACCAGAAAAUGAAGCAUAAACAUUUUUUUAAUAUCGCACCAGAACUGCGGCGUCGGUACUUCGGUGUGACAUCACGAAUUUCAAAGUAUUUCUGUACAUUUUUGGCCGUUGUGUUGCGGUAAACAUUUUUGAAACUUGAGAAAAUCGGCCCUUGGUUCCUUUGGAGUACACUGUAGCCCA